AUGAAGCAUAAAAGCAAGAGGUUAAAAGUUAAACACAUAUUUAAAUUUCUCACUGUGCUUUUACGUUAUAUCACUUUAAAAAAUUACAAAUUAAAUGACAAUGGACAGGAAAUUUCGUUCAUUCAGUUAGCACAUGCCUUCUCUAAAAAAAAAGUGUGCACGUCUUCAUCCGACGACUCAACAUGCCGUAUGGUCGCAUUUGGUGAACUAGAUGUUUCUAACAAUUCAGUGGUAAGAUUGAAGAUACUAAGACCGGACGGAAAAGGAUAUUUUUUAACCAUGCGAAGAGACUACGUAACAAUAUCGUACUACCUAAAAUAUAUAAAGGAUAUACCUUUUCAAUAUAGAGAAGUGGUAGAUGUAUUUAAUAAUCAUGUAUAUAAAACAUAUACAGAAAGGGAGAUCAAGUUAUUUACGUACAGAUGUAAUGUUCGAAGAAUUGAAGAUAUUAAUAGGACAGUUGGUAAUUUCCCCCCUCAUUUUCUUGAAUAUAUGAGAGGGGAAUCAUGUGCAUGUCAAUCGUACAAUCUUUUUAAGGAUAAUAAUGCUAUAAAAAGAUCUAAAUUAAAAUGCAUAUAUUUCAAUAUGUUGUUUUCUGAAUCAGCUACAGUAUAUAGUAGGCACUGUGCUAUAAUGGACUUGUCUCAUUAUUCUGUUUAUGAUAUUGAUUACCCUCCUAUUUUUAAUACAUAUGUUGAUAUAACAUUACAGGAGUAUUCUUAUGAUGAUGUAUCUAGUGUUUUAAAUAAGAAACAUGAUUUAGUUACUAAAGAAAAAAAGUACGAGUUAAAUGAUACUAUAACAGAAAUUCGGGAUGAUUAUUUCGAUAUAUGGUUACUUUUAAGGAGCGAAUUUCAUGGAAAGAGGACUCUAGUUAAUUUAUCGAAUGACUAUAUAUUGAUUCCAUCAUCACCUAUAGAUGAUGUAGAUGUAAUAGAUAGCGAUAUUACAAGAAAUUGUGGUUUAGAAAAAGAUUCAUCUCUUUUAAAAGGCUGUGAUUACUUAGGAAUAUGUAACGUUAUACAUCCUUGUUUAAGAAAAGCAUUGAUGCUACCAAAAUAUCUUUUUGAUUUAAGUGGAAAGACAUGUAAUAAAUUAGGUGUAUCUUUGAACAAAUGGAGAGAAGCAGAUGGCAAUUUUUGUGCCUCUACUGCUGGGUAUUGUAUAUCAGCAAAUCUGCAAAAAUAUUAUGAUGAACAUAAGGAAGCUAUGAAUAGAAAUAAGGUUUCGAAAUAUAAAAUUAAAAAUAUAUAUGCUUCAGAACCUCAGACGAAAAUUUACAAUGCUGCUAACUUACCAGAUUAUCUAAAAGAAAAAAUUACUCCUGAUAAAAAGGUAGACGUAAAUGAUAUAGAAAACAAAGUUUUUUAUAAUGAGAAUGCAGCUAUACAUAGCCAUUUUAUUGAUUACAAAUAUAAUGGGAAUCAUUCUGUAGAAAUUAAAUUUGAAACCAAUGCUUUAGAAGUUUAUGAAAUAAGACCCAUAUCAAAUGCAACCAUUACACAUAUCACAACACCUAAGGACUGUUCAUCUAGUCAAACAAAUUCAAAAGAAUGUGCACUUAUUGUUCAUGUUUGGAAUAAUAGUAAUAAUAUUUCUUCUAACUUUUCUUGUCAGGUUAUAUGCACAGAUAAAGAUACUGGAAAAAUAGCUAGCCAUAUUAACCCUAUUAGUCCUGUACGUGCAUAUAUUGACGCAAAUAAAAAUUAUGCUUUUUAUUUCAUUAUUAAGUUUUUAAUAAAUAAACAAAUAAAAACUAAAUGUAAUGCAAUUGUAAAGGAUGCAAAUGGAAAGGAAUGUUCUAAAAAGGAAUUCGAAUUAACAUCAAAAGAAGUGAUCAAAAUUGUUGAAGAGAUUGUACAACCAGAAAAAGCAUUACAGCCUUCUGUAACAAAAUAUGAAAGUGAUGCUAUUGAUCCAGAUGAUUCUGCCAAACAUACAUGCAAAUGUUCACUUGAUUUAUUAUGCUAUGCUCUUAAUUUUAAAAAAUGCACUGCUUAUUAUACAAAUUUAAUUAAAGAAAUAAUAGGGAAAUUUGCUACAAUAGUUAUCUUAAUUAUUCUUGCACCAUCCUUAAUACCCCUCUUGCCAUUUUUUAUCAAAUUUUUUUUCAUUUGUUUGACCUUUUCAGUUAAAAUAUAUCACUCUUUACUAACUACUAUAGGAAAUAUAAAAAAAAAAAAAAAAAAAAAAAAAAUUCACACGUCCGAAAAUAAAUAUCAAAGGAACAUAGGGGAAAAUAUUUCUGCUUCAGCAUCUGCUUCUUCCUCUUCCUUAAUCGAGACAAGCAGUGUUUCUUCUAAUUCUCAAGAAAGGGUAACAAAAAAUUCUUCCGUACAUACAAAUAAAUUAACUACGCAUACAGGGCAUACACAAACAAGGAAAAUAGGUAAAAAGAAAAAUAUCAAAGGAACUAGCGAUUUGGGGAAAUAUAAUGGUACUUCAUUAGAGAGCUCAGUAACAUAUUCAAGCCAAUCUACUACCUCAGUUGAUUUAAGUUCAUGCGAGAAUUAUCGUAUUUCGCGUAAGCACAGUUUUUCAUCAAGGAAAAAAACAUAUAGCACAAAUCGUAAAUGA
Plasmodium malariae is the source of this 2577-nucleotide messenger RNA. RefSeq names its product male gamete fusion factor HAP2, putative (gene HAP2). Bases 1 to 2577 code for a protein of 858 amino acids. The record is from RefSeq and is a predicted model, not a curated record. The transcript has 2 exons. Lineage: Eukaryota; Apicomplexa; Aconoidasida; Haemosporida; Plasmodiidae.